AUGGCGCUCUCCGACGACCGAACUAUGAAGCCAGAGUCUGAAGGCAAGUACAGCAGUGAUUCAGCAGGCGACCAGCCAGAGAUCAUCGCCCAAUUCGGCAUCACAACAACACAAAGGGCUAAUGGCUGCAACGUUUUGAGGGUCUACCGCAUCACGGCCGAUUCACCGGCACCGUGGAUUGACAACGACUGGGAUCCAUUGUUGGAUACUACCAACGGCAUAGCUACCACCGGCCCAGCGCUAUGGGGGUCCCAAGGUCUUGCGGGAAACCCGACCGAGAGCCCGGACGUACACCCAGACCGGCCGCUACGCUGCUUUCUAUUGUCGCCACCCGGCGGCGGCGACAAGGGAGGAGGUGAUCUUGGCGCCUGCCAUCUGCAGACCUACGAGGCUCUUUAUAGGCCAGAACUUGUCGGCGAGAAGCCUCUUCAAGACCUCGACCCUUACGCGAUACAGUACGGCAAUUUGCAUCGAAAAUGGAGCCUCAUCGAAUCACUACGACGCUGGUACCGCUGCGCAGAUGCCAACGAGCGCAACACCGGCCUCAUUCGCAGAGUCAAGGGCUGGUCGCCCGGCAAGUGCGGCUACAUGAGCAUGGCAGGUUGGGCGCCGUUCGAGGUCGUGGAUAAUGGUCAUGCUCGUGUGUGGGAGGUGACUCAUUACCUACACGGCUGGACCUGGCGCUACAUGGACGACGACCCGCAACAUUUCCCCAAAUACUCGAGGCUUUGCUGUACCAGACACGAAAACGACAACGACAGCGACAUCGCCAUCUGCGAGAUCAGCUUUGAUCGGCAGGAUCAGAAAACAGUGGGUGGAGAUGAAGUACACUAUGCCACAUUCACUCUGUACAGAGCAUACGACGACUUUUUGAAGAGGACACAGUCGAAUCAACACACGACGGUUGAGAAGUUCUUGUUUCAUGGAUUGGUAUUGGCCGAGAAGCUGCGCAGAAGGCAGGCGGCGGGAGUUGGGAGAUCGUGA
Molecule: messenger RNA, 984 nt
Organism: Anthostomella pinea
Lineage: Eukaryota; Fungi; Ascomycota; Sordariomycetes; Xylariales; Xylariaceae
Source: the annotation of a GenBank genome assembly